AUGAUAAGUACAGCGAUGACUUCUUGUUCAACGUCAGAAGAAUCAGAAGUUGAAUCUCGAAAAGAAUUUUACAGACAAACAAGUGAAUAUCUUAAAUCUUUAAAUAGCAAAUUUCGAGAAAAGACGGUGAUCACACAAGCUAUGAAUGAAAAAAUUCUUCGUUGCCUUACAAAUAAGUGUUCAUCAGAUUUCGAUUCUCGUUUUACAUCUUGGUGUCGUACGUCAUUUAUCGUACAAAAUGUUGGCUCGAAACUUUUACUAUGUGAUGCAAAAAAUAAUAAACCGGUGCUAGUGUAUGAAAAGAUGUACGAUAUUUAUAAGCGUACUCAUAUUGAAACAGCUCAUGCAGGACGCGAUAAAUGUCUGGAUAGUUUAUCAAUGCAUUAUAGCUGUCGACAUGAAUCAUAUCGAAGUACUGCACGAGUUAGUUAUCUGAAAUCUCAAAAUAAACGACAAAAAAUAUAUGAUGAUCAUAUACAAAAAAUAGCUGAUUCGUAUAAAAAUGGUGAUCUUGUUGGAAUAUCAAUCCAUAAAGUUGAUCGUACAAAUUGCGAUCCUAAAAUUAUGCCAUGUAUAAUUGAAAAACGUUCGAACAAUACAGAUAUCCCAACAUAUCAUCUUAUUAGUCCAUAUGGUCGUAUAUCAACAGCAUUUCCUGUACAUCAACUUAUACCAAUGUCAGGUAUAAAACCAACAGUAUUACAAAAUAUAAAAUUUGAAACUAUACCAACAAUUACAUUCGUUCAAGCUUCUAAAUUGUUCGCACGUGGUAAUCCUGCUGCAACAUGUGAUUGCAAGACAAAAUGUAUGGCGAAAACUUGUCCCUGCAAACGGGCAUCAAUAGCAUGUUCAACUAAAUGUCAUGCUAAACUUGGUAAAUGUAUGAACAUCGAAGAAUGA
This is a messenger RNA of Rotaria sordida, 900 nucleotides long. The record is from the annotation of a GenBank genome assembly. Lineage: Eukaryota; Metazoa; Rotifera; Eurotatoria; Philodinida; Philodinidae.